This is a messenger RNA of Balearica regulorum gibbericeps (East African grey crowned-crane), 2712 nucleotides long. The record is from RefSeq and is a predicted model, not a curated record. Lineage: Eukaryota; Metazoa; Chordata; Aves; Gruiformes; Gruidae.
GAUACACAGUUAAGAUCAGUGGAUCUGAAUCACGUCAUCAAACUACUUCAAGAUUCAGACUCAAAAGAUUUGGAAAAAGAGCAGCUGAAAAUUCUCAAGAAGGUAAUCAAGCGUUUUGAAAAUGGGCUUCCCCUUAAGGAUUUAGCACAAAUAAUUGAAAUUCUUAACCUGUGUGCAGAAAAAAUGAAUGAACAAGAAGCUUUCACUGAGCCUUUAUGUGAACUUAUUAAAUUAUGUGGAUUACCAUUUCAAAAAAAGAAAUUAUCUGAUGAAGUAAGCUAUUCCAUGGCAGUUUCAAAAUGUAUUGCACAACUGGGUUAUUUGAUGAGGGUGCCAAGUUCUCAAGUUAGAAUUCAAAUCUGUAAGUGUGUUGUUAGCUUUUAUAAUAUGGAACUACCAAGGAAACUACCUUCAGGUUGCCAGCCAACAAGUGCAAACUAUAAAAUUCAGAUGGCUGAAUUAGGAGGAUUAGCAGAAACUCUUGUUUUGUCACUGGCAUUAGUUGAGAAUCAACUUACUGAGAAGUUGUGGGUACUUAAAGCUCUCCAGUAUCUCUCCAGCUCUGGAGUAAAUUGCAGACUUAUGAUGAAGGCCCAAGCAGCCAGCAGACUCUGUUUGUAUCUAAAUGGUGUUGAUCCCUCAGGACAGCUGGUGUUCCGCUCCUCAGAAAUCCUAUGGAACCUGUUAGAAAACACUUCAAAAGAAGAAGUUGUUAAUCAGCUCAGUAGCUUGGAAUGUGUACAUGCUUUGAAAGAAGUAUUUGUAGACCUUCUCAUGCAUGGUUUCCGGCAUUAUGAUCGUCAGCUACGGAAUGACCUCUUGGUGAUUGCCACAUUACUAGCUGAAAACCCUGCAGCACCUAUGAUUGAAAGUGGAUUUACAAAGCUGUUAAUAGUACUUGCAACAUUAUAUGAAGUUAAAAUUCCCAAUCCCUUGGUAAAAGGUCUUAAACUUACCUACUCUUAUGAGGACUUCGAGAUGAAGAAGUUACUAUUUAAUUUAAUAGGAGUCUUAUCUAAAGACCCAUGUGCUGUACAGCUUCUCAGUGAAAAUGAUGUGAUGCCAGCUUUGCUUUGUUAUGUAAAACCCAGUCAAAAGCCUGGAUUUCAUGACUGGUCUGCUGCCCAAUAUGAAGAAUUACAGCUUCAUGCAAUUGCUAUUUUAGCUUCAGUGGCUCCCUUGUUAGUAGAUAAAUAUUUGUCCUGCCAAGCAAAUACUCUUCUCCUUGUGUUUCUAGAAUGGUGUAUAGGCCAAGAUCCUUUCUUUGGUCAAGGUAACAGUUUCCAUGGAACAGGUGGUCGUGGCAACAAACUUGCACAAAUGCGCUACAGCCUGAGAGUGCUGAGAUCUGUUGUGUCCCUUUAUGAUGAUGCUGUGAACCUUAAUUUGUGUGACCAAGGAGCAAUUAGCCAGCUAUUGGACAUCCUAAAGUAUGCAGCAAACAAAUCUAAAGAGAAAGAAGAUGCCAUUCUACUGGAAAUCCAAGCUGAUAUAUUAUUUCUUUUGUCUGCUCUCUGUGAAAAUGAUCUCCACAGAAAGGAACUCUUCAGCUAUGAAGGAGUGGAUAUACUUAUCCCAUUCAUUCAGAUGGAUCCAAAGAAGUUAUAUAGUGGAUUAGGCCACAACUGUCUCCUCUUCAGUGCACUCGACUGCUUGUGGUCCUGUGUCAUUGGAUGUUACACUGCAGAGGAUUAUUUUCUUGAAAAACAGGGCAUUUUUCUCCUUCUGGAUUUGUUGGCAUUAAAGCAAAAGAACCUGUACAAUAUAAUUCUUGGAAUCUUGGUUGAAUUUUGUGACAACCCUAAAACCACUUCACACAUCAGUACCUGGCGAGGGGAGAAAGAUCAAACAGCAGCUAACCUUCUAAUACAGCUAUGGAGACAGGAGGAGUUGGAGCUAGGAGUCAAACGUGAUCGAUAUGGAAGGAUUGUUGACAUGAAGAGACCUAUUGCUAGCAGCUUCCAGAAACAGCAGGAGGUCAUCCCCAUGCCUGCCAACUGUCCCAGCUUUGCCAUCGUGGAAAUUUCAGAAAACAUACGGGCAAAACUUUAUUCAUUAUUGUGCAAGCUAGGUUUUGAAACCUUACCUGGCUUAUCUGCUAAGGAUUUUGUCACACUUGCUAUCAUACAGCAUUAUAUUGACUUUAAAGUUGGAGAAGUUUGGAGUGAACUGUGUGCAGAACUAAAAGAAGAAUUCAAGCCCGUUGGGUCGGAUGAGGAAGCCUUGAAAGUUAUUUCAGAGAUAUCAGAAGAUACUGGAAGAAUGGUUGCUGCUCUGCAGACUGAAGUGCUUGAAAGUCAACAUCACAAAGAAAUCCAAGAGGAGGAAAAAACAUACACAAAGAUUCAAGCUAUCCAUAAGCAGAGAGAAAUGGUAAAUAAAUCUUGGGAAAAUUUCUUGACUCGAACAUCAAACUACGAGGCAUUGAAGAAAGCGAAAAGGCUUCAGGAAAAGUCAAUAGAGGCUUCCAGAUCUAAAUCAAAGACUCAAAAUGGAGCAGUCCAUUCUACUGAUAUUAAAGGCCUUGGUACAACAAUUGGAUCUGGUCGCUUAGUAACUGUUGAAAGUACACCUCCUCAGUUAAUUGGAGGGCCACUGGCUGUUACAGACCUUGCUGUUAGAAAGCCCUCUGUUUGUGAAGGAGCCUUAAAAAAGAUCAAAAGAGUUAAAACGUUGGACUCAGUCAAGAAAGAUUUGGUGCAAGUAGAAUAG